Molecule: messenger RNA, 391 nt
Organism: Paramuricea clavata
Lineage: Eukaryota; Metazoa; Cnidaria; Anthozoa; Malacalcyonacea; Plexauridae
Source: the annotation of a GenBank genome assembly
AUGGAAACGUCAACGAGCAACAAUAUUGCUAGCACUAGCUCCGCUCGUCCGCCGUCGAGUACGAGUUCGCCAGUAACCAGUUCGCACGUGUCAGCGAUUCAAACGAGCAAUGCGGGUUCUUUACCAGUCGCUAACAUCGUCAACGACGUGGUUCAAGCGCUUCAAUGUAGCUUGGAAGGCCUUGUUCAGUCCGCCAUUGAUGCUCGUUUGUCCGUCUCGUCAACCGCAGCAGUCGCAAACAACGCUGGGCAGUUCUCGUCUCGUCCAGCAAAUAACCUCGCUGAGAAUGCUCCCCCAAACAAUUUGGAAUCGCAGACCGCAAAUUACGAAACCGUUCAUCCAGCUGAUGGUAUGGUUAGUGGUGUUAAUGCUCAUUUAACUGACGCCAGAG